AUGAAGGCCGUCGCCCUUUUUGUCUCCCUGGCUGCCGGCCUGGCCGCGGCCCAGAGCGUCGGUGACAUCCCCGAAUGCGCGAAAAAGUGCGCCACCGGGCUGCUCGAGAAAAAGGUUGGCGACUGCGAGACGACGGACAUUGGGUGCUUCUGCCGGAACAAGGACUUCAUCAACAACAUUGUCUGCUGCAUCGACCAGGCCAAGUCCUGCACCCAAGACGAGCUCGAGAAGACGCUCUCGUUCGCCAGGAAGCUGUGCAGCACCUCCAACGUCCAGCUGCCCGACACCGUGCCCAAGUGCAGCAGCAGCAGCAGCGCCUCGGGCUCCGCGACGGGCGGCAGCAGCAGCACUGCCGCGUCGACGGCCUCGGGCGGCGGCGCCUCGGCUACCACCACGGGCACGGCGGGGGCCGCGUCGGGUACGACCAAGGCCGCGUCGUCGUCGUCGACGGCUGCCGCUGCUGCGAUUGGCGGUGGCAGCGUGGGCGGGCUCGCGGGUGCUGUGCUGGCCGUGCUGGCCGCCAUGUAA
Messenger RNA from Purpureocillium takamizusanense, 528 nucleotides. RefSeq lists its product as uncharacterized. The coding region runs from base 1 to 528 and encodes 175 amino acids. The record is from RefSeq and is a predicted model, not a curated record. The transcript is spliced from 2 exons. NCBI's taxonomy places the organism in Eukaryota, Fungi, Ascomycota, Sordariomycetes, Hypocreales, Ophiocordycipitaceae.